This is a messenger RNA of Pelagomonas calceolata, 824 nucleotides long. NCBI's taxonomy places the organism in Eukaryota, Pelagophyceae, Pelagomonadales, Pelagomonadaceae. The record is from the annotation of a GenBank genome assembly.
AGCGCAGGGCUGACAUUUUUGGCGCCGUGUCGCACGGCGCCCUGACGCCACCUCCGGCUGCCCCCGCGCCGUCACGGCCUCGAGGCAGCCCGCGCAGCCGGUCGACCGCGAAGGGAGCGCCCGUCGACCGCCGCGGCGCGACAAAAAGGCCCUUGGCCAAAAAUCAGGCGACAUGCACCGCCGCACGCCCUCCGACGACGAGAUGUUGAGUGGCGGCGGCCUCCACGCGCGGCACCCGAGCUGGAGCGGUCUCCCGACCGACUACGGCGUCGACCUCGAGGAGGCGUGCUGCCGGAACCGGGCGCGGAGCCACUCGCACGACGUCAGUCAUGAUCCUAGAUUAAGACGACGGCGCCAGGUCGCGGCCCUCGCUCUGGCCUUAUUCGGCUUCGCGGGCCUGACCGCCACGCGCAUGGAACGACGGCCAGAGCCGAUGCGACGACGACUGCGACGGGAAGACGACGUCCGCAACCCCUUCGCCGACGACCACCAGACCGACGACGCUCCCGCAGAGGAGGAGCCGCCGACGGGCUACGAGUCCCUGCUCCACGCCGACUUCGGGCCCGACCACAACGCGACGGGCAGCCCGAAGCCGCGGAGCAAAGCGCAGCGCCAGCGCGACGAGCGCAAGCGCGCCGCCGCCGAGAAGCGGCGGUUGCUGGAGAUCACCGAGGCCUUCGAGCAGCGCCGCAAAGAUAGGUUGGAGCAGCGCACGCGCGCGAAAGCCGAAAAGGCCGCGCGCUUCGGGCGCGAGGUCGUCCAUUCGGGAACAAGUGUUUAAACUAACGUAUGUGUUAUUCUAUAUUCUCUCCCAGACAUAUGUG